AUGGCAAUCAAGACUUCAUUUUUGCUAGCUUAUGUCCCAAUAUUGUUGAUUUUAGCACUAGUGGCAAGGUCUGAAGCAGGAGGAAUUGCUAUCUACUGGGGACAGAAUGGCAACGAAGGAACUCUAGCCGAGACUUGUGCUACAGGGAACUACAAUUUCGUGAACAUAGCAUUUCUUUCAUCGUUUGGCAGUGGUCGAAACGCAAUGAUCAAUCUAGCUGGCCAUUGCGAUCCAUACACUCCAAAUGGAUGCGUUAACGUGAGUUCUGACAUAAAAUCUUGUCAAUCCAAAGGAAUUAAAGUUAUGUUAUCGAUCGGGGGAGGGGCAGGAGCAUACUCAAUUGCCUCAUCUGCUGAUGCUUAUCAAGUUGCUACAUAUCUCUGGAACAACUUCUUGGGUGGAAAAUCGACCUCUCGCCCACUUGGCGUCGCGAUUUUGGAUGGAAUUGACUUUGAUUUAGAGAGCGGAGAAGGACCAUAUUGGGGUGAUCUUGCUAAAUAUCUAGCAAGAUAUAGCAAGAUGGGUAAAAAAGUGUAUUUAACUGCAGCACCACAAUGUCCAUUUCCUGAUGCUUGUGUUGGAGGGGCAUUAAAAACAGGUCUUUUUGACUAUGUUUGGGUACAAUUCUAUAACAAUCCUCCAUGUCAGUAUAAUUCAGGAAAUUUUACUAGCUUUCAAGAUUCAUGGAACCAGUGGAUUUCAUCAAUUCCUGCUAAGAAAAUAUUUCUUGGAUUGCCUGCUGCUUCUGAUGCAGCUGGAAGUGGGUUUAUUCCAGUCAGUGAUUUAAUUUCUCAAGUUCUUCCAGCCAUAAAGGGGUCUGGUAAAUAUGGAGGGGUUAUGCUAUGGUCCAAGUAUUAUGAUGAUCAAACUGGUUAUAGUUCUUCUAUUAAAAGCCAUGUCUAA
Molecule: messenger RNA, 903 nt
Organism: Nicotiana tabacum (common tobacco)
Lineage: Eukaryota; Viridiplantae; Streptophyta; Magnoliopsida; Solanales; Solanaceae
Product: hevamine-A-like
Biological process (GO): carbohydrate metabolic process
Cellular component (GO): extracellular region
Molecular function (GO): chitinase activity
Source: RefSeq, a predicted model, not a curated record